CCACGAUAUUGCAAUAAAAAAAAGAAUAAGACGCUGGAAAUAUGGGUAAAAAGCAAACAGCUCAGACCUUACUAGAGGCAGAUACGUUUUACAUUGAGGAAGGAUCACAACAACAAUAUGCUCGAGUCCUAGGACCUCGUGGCAAUCAUCAGCAUGAAGUGCAGUUUGUCAAUGGCGAACAGACACUGGUCACGCUUCCACCACGAUUCCGCAAUUUGGUGUGGGUGAAAAGAGGACAUUACGUGGUGGUCGAUCCAUCGUCUGGCACAACUUCGGAAAAAGUCGGCGGAGAGAUCGUUCAUGUCCUUUUCCCCAAACACAUUAAACAACUCGAGCAAGACGGGAAAUGGCCCAGCGAGUUCUCCAAAGAUAAAACGGCAUCGUCUCCUGCCAAACCAGAACGCACUAAUGAUGAAGACGAAGAAGAGGAGGAAGACGAUCUGUUAUUUGUGAACAACAAUCGACCUAUCAUUUACGAAACAGAAAGUGAAGACGAAACCAGCGAUGAAGAAUAACUCAAUGUUCAAACAGAUCCUUCCGUCAUAAAUACUGCCGCAUUUCUUUUUUCUUCCAAUUCAUCCCGGAAAUCAUACUCCACAAAAAAAGUCAUCAUUAUAUCUUCCCAUUUUCAUCAUCAAGUCCCUCCAGCUGCUUUUUGUACACCCGAAUAAAAAGAAAUCCA
Messenger RNA from Radiomyces spectabilis, 682 nucleotides. RefSeq lists its product as uncharacterized. Gene Ontology annotation, biological process: translational initiation. Gene Ontology annotation, cellular component: nucleus. The record is from RefSeq and is a predicted model, not a curated record. The coding region runs from base 42 to 515 and encodes 157 amino acids. The transcript has 3 exons. Lineage: Eukaryota; Fungi; Mucoromycota; Mucoromycetes; Mucorales; Radiomycetaceae. Gene Ontology annotation, molecular function: RNA binding; translation initiation factor activity.